This is a messenger RNA of Emiliania huxleyi CCMP1516, 1156 nucleotides long. RefSeq lists its product as hypothetical. Lineage: Eukaryota; Haptophyta; Isochrysidales; Noelaerhabdaceae. The annotation marks the transcript as partial. The transcript has 12 exons. The record is from RefSeq and is a predicted model, not a curated record.
AGACAACGCCGCGGCCGAGGCGCACUCGUACGACCUCAUCCUGCAGCAGAUCCAGUACUUGCUCGCGUCACAGCACUUCAAGGUGGUUGGUUGCUCGCUCAUCUUCUUGUGCCGCCGCCUCGACCGGCUCGCCGAGGAGCGGCGGAUUGAGGUGCUCUCCUGGCUGCACGACUCGCUCUUCGGCACCCUCGCGUGCCACUGGUCGCGCGUCGUCCGCUCGUCCUUCAUGCACAUCGCAGUGCUCAAAGUGCUGCACGAGGCCGACCGCUCCCCCUCCGUCCGCGCGCAAGUCAAGCGGACGGCGUCCCUCGACCGCCGCACCGCCUCGCUCGACCGAGAGAACCCGUCGCCCCGCGGCCUCCCCAAAGUCGCCUCGUGGAACGCGCCUCGCUCCAUCUCGGUGCCCAGCUCGCUCCGGCGGCGGCGCCGUGCCCGUCUCUCCUGCGGCCGAGGAGCGCGCGCUGUUCGGGGUGGCGAGGAACGACUCGCUCGCCUCGCGCUCCUCGUCGGCGACGCGGCUCUCCAAGACAGUCGCGUGUGACGUCGAGGCCUCCCUGGUGCGCAUGGCAUACGCAGAGUCGCUCGGCUACGUGCAGACCCUCGCAGAGGCACCUCUCGGCUCGAGCGCCGCGGCAGAGGCGGCCGAGCAGCUCGGCCUCGACGUGGUCGGCGAGGCGGGCGGCGCCGCAGACACGCUCGCCACGUGGCAGUCGUACGCGCGCCACGCGUGGUCGGAGCACAACGCGCUGCAGCGCAAGUGCGCCGAGCUGCGCGAGCUGCUCUCGCGCUACCCGGACGCGCCCGCCCCCCCCGACGCGCAGGCCGGUCGCCGCCUCAACGGCGCGAGCAGCCCCGUCGGCCAGCAGCCUUCGCGCCGGCAGCUGACUCUCUCCAUGGCGGGGCUCUGCGAGUCGCACGAGGCGGGCGACGAGGAGGCGCACGCCUCGUCGGACGAGUGGUAGUCGCGCGCGGCGGUUUUGGACCCGCGCGUCGGCCUAGGCGUCGGCUAGCGGGGCGCGUGCACUCGCUCCCACCCGGAAACCUGCGCUGUUUCGCGGUUCCGCUGCACGCGCCAACCUCCUACGCGGCCGAUAGGCGACAGUCGACUCCGACAGAACAUUUUCCCCCCUGUUUCUCUCGUAAGUUUCCUCAAAAU